AUGGCUUAUCCACUCUCCACAAGCUCCCGUUGGAUCGUCGACGAGAACGGUCAACGAGUGAAGCUAGCGUGUGUGAACUGGCCAUCGCACCUCCAGCCCGUGGUAGCUGAAGGGCUGAGCAAACAGCCGGUGGACGCUGUGGCCAAGAAGAUAGUUGAAAUGGGUUUCAACUGUGUUAGGUUAACGUGGGCGUUGGACUUGAUGACUAAUGAGACAUUGGCUAAUAAUGUCACAGUGAGACAAUCUUUUCAAAGCUUUGGUCUUAAAGAUGACAUUGUUGGCUUCCAAACUAACAACCCCUCCAUUAUUGAUAUCUCCCUCAUUGAAGCUUUCAAGAUGGUGGUUACUACAUUAGGAAACAAUGAUGUGAUGGUUAUAUUAGACAACCACCUAACCAAACCAGGGUGGUGCUGCGCCAACAACGACGGUAAUGGUUUCUUCGGUGACAAGUUCUUUGAUCCCACCGAAUGGGCCGCCGCAUUGAGCAAAAUGGCGGCGACGUUCGACGGCGUCUCUAAUGUCGUUGGCAUGAGUCUAAGGAACGAACUUAGAGGGCCUAGACAAAACGCUAACGAUUGGUUCAAGUAUAUGCAACAAGGAGCGGAAGCAGUUCAUGCAGCGAACAAGAACGUACUUGUAAUCCUGUCCGGUCUCAGUUUCGACGCCGAUCUCUCAUUCGUCAGGUCACGACCAGUAAAACUAUCAUUCACCAAAAAACUCGUGUUCGAACUCCAUUGGUAUUCGUUCAGUGACGGAAACUGGGCGACCAAUAACCUUAACGAUAUCUGCGGUCGAGUUCUAAACCGGGUAAGAAACGGUGGCGAGUUUCUCCUUAGCCAAGGCUUUCCCUUGUUCCUCAGCGAGUUUGGUAUAGACGAAAGAGGUGGAAACGCAGAUGAUAACCGCUACUUAGGAUGUGUAAGCGCUUGGGCGGCUAGUAAUGAUGUUGAUUGGUCGCUUUGGGCCCUAACCGGAAGUUAUUACUUAAGAGAAGGCAAAGUCGGUUUGAUUGAGUAUUAUGGUGUGUUGGAUUCGGAUUGGCUUAGCGUUCGAAAUGCAAGUUUCUUGCAAAAGAUUACUCUUCUUCAAUCUCAGCUUCAAGGACCGGGCCCUUCAAUUGAUGCUUAUAAUCUGGUUUUCCAUCCAUAUACCGGACUCUGCCUAGUACAAUCUCUCGAUGACACGACAAUGCUUACGCUUGGUCCAUGCAACAGUUCCGAACCAUGGAGCUACACUAAUAAAACCCUACGAAGCAAAGACCAGGCUUCGUGUUUACAGAGCAACGGACCAGGAGACAGAGUUAUGAUGAGUAAGACGAGUUGUUCGAGUCCAGGUUCGAUAUGGCAGACUAUUUCAGCAUCUAGGAUGCACUUAGCUUCGACAACAAGUAACAACACCUCUGUUUGCCUUGACGUGGACGCAAACAACAAUGUGGUGGCUAAUGAUUGCAAGUGUCUGAGCAAGGACAGUUCUUGUGACCCGAUGAGCCAAUGGUUCAAGAUCAUUAAAGCUACAAUGCCAUUGAAAGGCUCAAGACUGUACAAACAGUUGGAGGAUCUGUCUCCCAAAUCGGAUUUGCUGUAAAGCUCUUACCUAUUAGAA
Molecule: messenger RNA, 1602 nt
Organism: Eruca vesicaria subsp. sativa (arugula)
Lineage: Eukaryota; Viridiplantae; Streptophyta; Magnoliopsida; Brassicales; Brassicaceae
Source: the annotation of a GenBank genome assembly